Mesocricetus auratus (golden hamster) is the source of this 2675-nucleotide messenger RNA. RefSeq names its product solute carrier family 26 member 11 (gene Slc26a11). Gene Ontology annotation, cellular component: membrane. The record is from RefSeq and is a predicted model, not a curated record. Bases 181 to 1962 code for a protein of 593 amino acids. The transcript is spliced from 17 exons. Gene Ontology annotation, molecular function: secondary active sulfate transmembrane transporter activity. Lineage: Eukaryota; Metazoa; Chordata; Mammalia; Rodentia; Cricetidae. Gene Ontology annotation, biological process: transmembrane transport.
UCCGGCUCGGCCCCGCCCCACGGUCAUGUGCACCCCGGGCCCCGCCCACGCCCUGCCUACUCCGUCCCUGAGAUUCCUGCGGACUCAGUUAAAGCCACUUCGGGAGACCCAGAGCCUCAGCGUCCGGUGGCCCCGCUCCAGGGACUUCGUCCUCCGUGAAAGGUCUGCCGAGGCCCGGACAUGGCGCCAGACCCCUGUUUCGGCUCUCGCGGAGCCCUGCGGAGGAGGCUGCCCAUCCUGGCCUGGCUGCCGGUCUACUCCCUGCAGUGGCUGCGGAUGGACUUCAUCGCGGGACUCUCCGUGGGACUCACAGUCAUCCCCCAGGCCCUAGCCUAUGCAGAAGUGGCUGGACUCCCGCCCCAGUAUGGCCUCUACUCUGCCUUCAUGGGAUGCUUCGUGUAUGUCUUCCUGGGCACCUCGCGGGACGUGACUCUGGGCCCCACGGCUAUCAUGUCCCUCCUGGUGUCUUUCUACACUUUCCGCCAGCCCGCCUACGCUGUGCUGCUUGCCUUCCUGUCUGGGUGUCUCCAGCUGGCCAUGGGGUUCCUGCAUUUAGGGUUCCUACUGGACUUCAUCUCCUGCCCUGUCAUUAAAGGCUUCACUUCAGCUGCCACCAUCACCAUCGGCUUCGGACAGAUCAAGAACCUGCUGGGAUUGCAGAACGUCCCCCGGCAGUUCUUCCUCCAAGUGUACCACACCUUCCUCCACAUCACGGAGACCAGGGUGGGCGACGCCGUCCUGGGGCUGGCCUGCAUGGUGUUGCUGCUUGUGCUGAAGCUGAUGCGUGAGCGCGUGCCUCCUCCCCAUCCGGAGACGCCCCUUUGCGUGAAGUUCAGUCGUGGGCUGGUGUGGACUGUCACCACAGGUCGCAAUGCCUUGGUGGUCUCCUCUGCGGCGCUGAUUGCUUACUCCUUCGAGGUAGCAGGACACCACCCUUUCGUUCUGACUGGGAAGAUAGCUGAGGGGCUCCCUCCUGUGCGGGCACCCCCCUUCUCAGUGACCACGGACAAUAAGACCAUCUCAUUCUCUGAGAUGGUGCAGAACAUGGGUACUGGACUGGCUGUGAUACCUCUGGUGGGCCUCCUGGAGAGCAUCGCCGUGGCCAAAUCCUUUGCGUCUCAGAAUAACUACCGCAUUGAUGCCAACCAGGAGCUGCUGGCCAUCGGCCUCACCAAUGUGCUGGGCUCCCUGGUCUCCUCUUACCCAGUCACUGGCAGCUUUGGGCGGACAGCAGUGAAUACCCAGACUGGAGUAUGUACCCCGGCAGGGGGCCUGGUGACUGGUGUGCUGGUCCUGCUGUCCCUGGGCUACUUGACCUCCCUGUUCUACUACAUCCCCAAGUCUGCGCUGGCUGCCGUCAUCAUCAUGGCUGUGGCCCCGCUCUUUGACGCCAGGAUCGUCAGGACGCUCUGGCGUGUUAAGAGGCUGGACCUGCUGCCACUCUCCGUGACAUUCCUGCUGUGCUUCUGGGAGGUUCAGUACGGCAUCCUGGCUGGGACCCUGGUGUCGUUGCUCAUUCUCCUGUACUCUGUGGCCAGGCCCAAGACCCAGGUGUCGGAAGGACACAUUCUUGUCCUGCAGCCCGCCAGCGGCCUGCACUUCCCUGCAAUUGAUGCCCUGCGAGAGACAAUAAUGAGCCGGGCACUGGAAGCAUCCCUGCCACGUUGCGCGGUCCUGGAGUGCACGCAUAUCAGCAGCAUAGACUACACCGUGGUUGUGGGGCUCGGUGAGCUCCUGGAGGACUUCCAGAAGCGGGGUGUCACCCUGGCCUUCGUCGGCCUGCAGGUGCCUGUGCUUCGCACACUGUUGGCUGCUGACCUGAAGGGGUUCCAGAACUUCACCACUCUGGAGGAGGCCGAGAAAUGCCUGCAACAGGAACCAGGGCCUUGGCCCCACGCUGUCUACGAAGACUCUGUCCAGAGCACAGGAUCUCCCUGCUCGAGUCGUAGCCGGGGCCCCUGAAGGGCGGCUCGGGUAGGAAGGGCCUCUGGAAGGUGCCCUCCCUGUGACUUGAUGUUGAUGUUACCUGACAGACUCACCGACUCUGGCUGGACUGAAAAGGGGCCACAUAUUUGGUUCUGGAAAAGAUCAGGGGGCCACGUGGACUUUCCUGCUGUCCCCAAGCUGUGAGAAUUUGGGGGAUGGGGUAGGGAUGAAGACAUCUUCCAGAGAGAGGGUCCAGGUGAGACAGGAGGACUGUGGCUUCUGGCCUGAGCUGGCAGGGGCAAUCUGGUACUUUCCUCUUGCGAACAAGGCUCCGUCAGAGAAGAGUCCGGAGAGAUCGGGCAUCUCAGAUGUGCCUGGCUAUGGUGCAGAGGUCCAAGCUGAGCUGAAGACGUAACCUCUGUGUGCUAUGCACAGUGAAGCCUGUUUAAAAAUGUGUUUUAAAAUGGAAGUCAGCACCUUGGAGUUUUUUGUAAAAAAAAAAAAUUAUGCUUGUUAAGAAAAAAAAAAUCCAAAUCCAUGAACUCAUCUGUCCCAUUCACUGUCCUCUUCAGCUGAGGUCCCCUACCCAGGACAGGUGUGUAUCUGUCAGGGUGCACGUGUGUGGCCAUCUUAUGUGAACCAAAUCACUACAUCAAGAUGCUUUGUCAAUUGUCUUCACACAGUCAUUACUGUGAGUUAUUUAUUGUGAUGAUCAAUUCAAUGUCAUUAAAACACAAGGUUUUUAUUUA